Messenger RNA from Darwinula stevensoni, 1072 nucleotides. The record is from the annotation of a GenBank genome assembly. Lineage: Eukaryota; Metazoa; Arthropoda; Ostracoda; Podocopida; Darwinulidae.
AACAAUUGGUCCUUCCCGUGGCUAGGAAUAUAGGAUGAAGGAUGUGAUGGGGGAAUGAGGCCCCCCCGAAGCCCAGAAGCAGGCAUGCAAUUCACACACAUCCAGCAGGUGCGCCUCCUCUACAAGGCCAUCUUGAGGCUCCACCGUAGUCUCCCUAGAGAUCUAAAGGUGCUCGGAGACGAGUACGCAAAGGCGGAGUUUCGAAGACACAAGGUAGCCAACCCACAACAGACCCUUGUCUUCAUGCAGGAAUGGGCUACGUAUGCAGUGGAGCUGACUCGGCAGCUGGGAGUAAAAGGACUUAGAGAGGGUCAUCCCAUUGGGAAGCAGCUAACUUUGGAGGAACUGGAGAAAUUCUCAGAAGAACAGAUCUUUCAGCUGCAUGCACUCAUGGAGGAAGCGCAACGUCCUCCCUCGUCUUCGUCCUCUUCGACGUCGUGAUCCCAGCAAUCACGGCAUCUGAGUUCUGUCUUUUGUAGUUUCUCUGAGGAUUCCAAUUCUAGGUCCCAUGGAAUACGAACCAAUGCAUUGGUCCAGAGGUCUCAUGUGUCUUCGUCUGGACACAAUCCUCGUUGAGCAAUUGGUUGCCUCGUAUGGUCGCGAGGGGCCAUGUUUGUUUCCUCAGGCCCUCCGCCAAAUGCCUCUAAGACUCCAUCCUGUCCCCAAAUCGACCAUCUUGUCCUUAUUCUGUGCCACUUAUAACAUUCUCAUUACCAACCUCAUUUUAAACUUAUGACCAAUGAGAGUUUGCUUGAUCUCUUCCAUAGAAUACUAGUUUCACAGUGAACAAAGUUAAAGUACAUUGAAGUACAAACAGUAACCAGUAUUGUGUUUCUUCUAGAAGUGUAAAAGAAAUUCCUCUGAGAAAUUCCUGUCAUAUCAACAGGCUAAGUUCCAUAGGAACAAGCUCAAGCUUAGAUAAGCAUCCAUGCUGAUGAUUCCUAAUCCAAUAUGUGGAGACAUCACGGGGGGAAAAUGGCACUGUGAUCAUGUAGAAGUGUGUUUUUAUCACUUGCUCCAGCUCAAUCUAUACCUAACAAGUCCUACGUUAGCAAUAAAAAUUUAGCAGUAA